AUGGAAAUAUUCUUCUAUCUAUCUAUAAUUGUGGUUGGACUGAUUAUCUAUUAUUUCAACGAAGAACCAGUUAAAGGAAUAAAAGUAGCUGAUAUCAUUUAUUACCCAAUACGACACUGUGCCGGCAUACAUCUGUUUGAAGCUGAGUUUGUGGAAAAUGGUCUGAAAAGAGACGGGGAAUGAGCUAUAAUUUCUCCAAAAAAAACAAUAAUUGACCAACUAGAUGAUCCUCGGCUUAUAAAACUCCAGCCAAGGUUUGAAUUUGGCUUAGAUGGAGAACCCACAAAUAUUACAUUAACUUAUGCAGGAUUUCCUGAUUUAAAAGUAAAUUUUCAUUGCAAUCAUAGCAAAGAAUUUGAUUUUGAAGGGUUUAAUAUCAAAGGAAAAGGAAUAGAAGCAGGGGAGGAAGCUAAUAGGUGACUGGAAAUGGUUUUUGAAAGAGAUUACAGGUUGAUGAAAAUCUGUGAAAAAUGGAAAACUGGGGACGAUGAGAAAAACACUGAAGAAAAUUUUGAUAAACACGCUUUAUAUUUAGCAGAAGAUAAUGCAUUAAUUGUAGGUGAAGCAAGUUUUAAAGCAAUUUUAAAUGAAAUUCCGGGGUUUAGAGAAGACGAUGUGAGCCUUAUGGGAUUCAGACCAAACAUUAUUGUGAAAAAUGUAUUGGAGUUUGAAGAAGACUUGUGAAUCGAGUUUAAAAUAGGAGAGAUCAAGCUUAGGACAUUGAAAAUGUGUGAGGUCGGAAAAGCUUGUAUUAUUAACCCACGAACACUUGAUUUUAAUAAACACAAUGACCCUUUAAAUACAUUGAGAAGAAUUCAUAGCAUGAGGCUGCGAGCUUAUUUUGGUAUUUUAGCACAAGAGCUUAAUAACGGAAAAAUUCAUGUAAAAGAUACAGUAAAAGUUGUAUCACAAAAAAGUUAUGAUUAA
Blepharisma stoltei is the source of this 927-nucleotide messenger RNA. The record is from the annotation of a GenBank genome assembly. NCBI's taxonomy places the organism in Eukaryota, Ciliophora, Heterotrichea, Heterotrichida, Blepharismidae.